AUGAACCUCAAGUCGCUGCUGCUGCUGCUGCUGUUGCUGAUCAUCGCACUUGCUCCCGCCUGGGGGCAGGAAAAGUACUGUGCCGUUCCUAGUCCGGGCCAAAACAUGGGGAUUCGGCCAAGUGCUUAUCCAGAUGUCGUCUUGCUCCAACCUCGAAAUGCAGCCGACCGUCGUCACCUCACCAUGCAUGAAAUCUGCAAUGCACCAUUGAGAUGUGUCACAAAACCCAAGCUUGUCACGUCCGAACCCCAGCGGCAAAGGUACAAUCUUUCAUCUGGCGUCAGCGGACUGGACCGAUUUAACAUCGGCCCUCGUGGUCGCGGCUGUCACGGCCAUUCACGCUGCAUCGCCGGCAGCCUCCCUUGCUCUCUCCCCUUGCACACAUCCCAGCCCCCUAAGGCCCCAGGAAUGCGAAGUCAUUCGGGACCCUCGCGCACUUCAGCCUUACGAAGAUCAUGA
Colletotrichum navitas is the source of this 459-nucleotide messenger RNA. RefSeq lists its product as uncharacterized. NCBI's taxonomy places the organism in Eukaryota, Fungi, Ascomycota, Sordariomycetes, Glomerellales, Glomerellaceae. The transcript is spliced from 2 exons. The record is from RefSeq and is a predicted model, not a curated record. The coding region runs from base 1 to 459 and encodes 152 amino acids.